Molecule: messenger RNA, 7065 nt
Organism: Gymnodraco acuticeps
Lineage: Eukaryota; Metazoa; Chordata; Actinopteri; Perciformes; Bathydraconidae
Product: rho GTPase-activating protein 23-like
Biological process (GO): signal transduction
Molecular function (GO): protein binding
Source: RefSeq, a predicted model, not a curated record
ACAGGGAGGACCGGAGCGUGAAGGACAUAAAUAAAAGGAUGUAACCUGCCCUGACUCUGUGUCAGGAGGAAAAGAAGGGAGUGCAUCCAGGUUGGCAGAGGGCGGAAGAGUGAGAGGAAGGGGGAGAAAAAGAAAGAGGAGUAUUUCCAAGAGCGCUUCAGUGGACUGUCAGUGCUGUCACAGGAGAGGAGGAAGAGGAGGAGGAGGUGAUGUGAGCGAUCGUGGGGGUUUGCAACGCACCAGAGACACGAGUGGUUUAAUCCUAAAGUGUGUGUGUAAAGGGAACUCCCCCCACACCCCCCUCAUCAUCAAACAGCAUCCACCCACAACCAACCUGAGGUUUCACAAGCCAUGCUGAGGACCAGGAGCAAGUCCUGCUGAACACCAUGGCCCAGGCUAAAGGACGGAGAGAUGGCAUGGUGUCGUCCAAUGAGAACAGGCGCCGGCCGCUGUCGUCGGGUGAGGUGGAGGGCGUGUCGUGGCAUGGCCCCCGGACCAUUUAUGUCCCGAAGAACUCGCAGGGAUUUGGCUUCACGCUGCGCCACUUCAUCGUCUACCCCCCCGAGUCCUCCAUCCACAGUCUCAAGGAUGAAGAGAAUGGAAAUGCAAAUGGAAAAGGAUGUCCGCGGUCUCGUUUGGAGCCGAUGGACACCAUCUUUGUAAAGAGUGUGAAAGACAAUGGGCCUGCUCAACAAGCUGGACUCUGUACAGGGGACAGGCUGGUGAAGGUGAAUGGGCAGAGCAUUCUGGGUAAAACCUACUCUCAGGUGAUCACACUCAUCCAAAACAGUGAAAACAUUCUGGAACUCUCCAUCAUGCCCAAAGAUGAGGACGUGUUGCAGUUGGUAAGUGCGUACUCGCAGGACACCUACCUGAAAGACAACGAGCCGUAUGUGGGUGAGGCUCAGAACCUCCCUGUGCCCCCCCCCCUCUGUUACCCUGCCUCUAAGCCCGGCCCCCCGUCCCCCCAGCCCGGCCUCAGCCUGCACAGUCCCCUGGACAACUGGCAGUGUUGCCCCGGCGCCUCUCCACUGGACAACCGCCCCCCCGCUGCACCUACCCCCACCUCCGGCUGGCCCGGGGUUCCUGACGAUGCCAGCGGCCACAUCCCGCCUCCCGCGCGGCCCCGAGGCCGUUCCUCUUCGGCCCUCAGUGCACUGGACUUUCACUUUGCUAACCACAACGCUGCCAUCGCCUCCGCCACCCUGCCCCCCCCACGGAAAAGCAGCCUGCCGGCCCCCGCCCGCUCCCACGCAGACUCUCUGUGCCACCAGGCUCUGUCGGACUGGUACUACAGCCAGGCUGAGGCGGCGGAGAACAUCCCCCCCCGCCACCGCAGCAUCUCUCAGGACUGUUUAGCGGAGCUGGGGCUGGCCCUCGGCCCGGGACCCUCACCGGGCUCCGUCCCCUCUGCAGAGCAGCGCAGGAGAGAGGCCCUCCUGAGCCACCAGCAGGCAGCCGCUGCCUCCCAUGACUCCUACUGGCUGGGGGGCUUGGGGGGGUUGUCGGGCCCCGGCAGCCGGUCCUGCUCAGAGGGCCUGCUGGCAGCGUAUGCAGAGUACGAGCACAACUACGGCCGCUCCGUGGAGACCCUGGCCCAGGCCUCCGCUCUGGUGUCAGCACGCCAUGAACCCCCCCCACAUGGCCCCCAGACUGCUAACUACAGAGAGCAGAAAAUGUCAGCGGGGCAUCAGCACCAAACCACAGCGUCCUCCCCCAUCACUGCCUCCUCCACAGUGCCUCCCAGCGGCAGGCGGGGGGGGCAGGUAGCUGAGCCCCAGACCCGGCGCGUUAAAGAGGAGGAGCUGGUGGGCUACAGGAGCUACAGCCCCUCCUUCUCCCGCAAAGCCGGACACCCCCUCCAGCAGGCCCACUCCUUCAGAGAGCCCAGCUGCAGCGGCCCCCACCUCACCUGGAGCCCUGCAGACUGUGAGGGGGCUCUGGUCCCCAGGCCCCAGUCCACCCCCGCCCUGUCUGCAUCAGACGAGGAGAGAGACGGCCUGGGGGAGGACCGGGAGCUCCUCUCCCCCGUCUCUCUGAACCAGGAGGUGGUGCUGAGGCAGAAGCCCCCCUCUGGCCGCAGAACUCCUGUUCAGGCCGCCCGACAUCCCCACUACCCCCCCCAAGCAGAGCCACCAGAGCCCAUUGGUCUGGAACCUUCACGAGGGACCCCCUCUCCUGUCUCUGGGGGGCCGACCCCCACCCGCAGGGCUAACGGUAGACUGGCACAGCAUGCAUACAACUCCCUGUCCUCCAUCCCAUUCAUAGAUGAUCCCAGCAGCCCCGGCUCUGACCUGCAGGCCUGCUAUGUUCCUGCCUGCUCUGUUGUGUCCAGUUCCACUGUGGCCACCCUGUCUGUCUCCCCCACCCUCUCCUCCAUCUCCCCCUUUGUCACACUUUGUUCUCAGAACCUCAGGAGUAUUAAAAGUCGCCGCUCCUCCUACCUGCUGGCCAUCACCACAGAGAGAUCCAAGUCCUGUGACGAAGGUCUCAACACCUUCAGGGAGGAAGGCCGUGUCUUCUCCAAACUACCAAAAAGGGUCAAGAGCUUUUUCACUGAUGGGUCUCUGGAGAGCCUGCGAGCUCAGGAGGACGCCCGCUCCAAACGCCACUCCACCUCCGAGCUGGGAACCAUCACCUUCAGCGACAUACGCAGGGAGGGCUGGCUGCACUGCAAACAGAUCCUCACCGAGAAGGGGAAGAAAGUAGGAGGUGGCAUGCGACCAUGGAAACGCGUCUUCUCCGUGCUGCGCUCCCAUUCGCUCUUCCUCUACAAGGACAAGCGAGAGGCCGUCCUGCACGGGGCGGGGCCCGGCCAGGACGAACAUCCUCCAAUCAGCAUCCGCGGCUGCCUGAUCGACAUCGCCUACAGUGAGACCAAGAGGAAGCACACCCUGAGGCUCACCACGCAGGACUUCUGCGAGUACCUGCUGCAGGCCGAGGACCGGGACGACAUGCUGGCCUGGAUCAGGGUCAUCAGGGAGAACAGCAAGACCGGCAACGAGGAGAUCGGUUUCUCAGGACAAGCUCUCAUCAACAAGAAGCUGAACGACUACAGGAAACACAGUCUGACAGGCAGUAAGCCUGACUCCUCUCCCAGAGCACAUCGCAUGAUACCUCCCUUCCUGCUUGCUAAGACUGACAACGCCUCAGUGAACCGGGCGAGAACUGAUGACAACAAGGCACUGUGGGGCAUCAACAUCAUGAAGAAGGCGAAGAAGACGGGCAGUCCGAAGGCUUUUGGUGUGAGACUGGAGGACUGUCAGCCUGCUGUCAACCACAAAUUCGUCCCUCUGAUAGUGGAGAUGUGCUGUGGGGUGGUGGAGGAGACGGGUUUGGAAUACACCGGGAUCUACCGCGUGCCGGGGAACAAUGCCAUGGUGUCCAACCUGCAGGAGCAUCUGGACAAGGGCCUGGACAUCAACACAGCUGAGGAGAGAUGGCAGGACCUGAACGUAAUCAGCAGCUUGCUCAAAUCCUUUUUCCGGAAACUGCCUGAGCCUCUCUUCACUGAUGACAAAUAUAAUGACUUCAUCGAUGCCAACCGUAUAGAAGAUGCAGAGGACAGACUGAAGACCAUGAAGAAACUGCUCCAUGACCUCCCCGAUUACUAUUACCACACCCUGAAGUUCCUGGUGGGUCACCUGAAGAAGGUUGCAGAUAAUGCUGACAAGAACAAGAUGGAGCCCAGGAACCUGGCCCUGGUGUUCGGUCCCACUCUGGUUAGGACGUCAGAGGACAACAUGACGGACAUGGUCAUCCACAUGCCUGACCGCUAUAAAAUAAUAGAGACACUCAUCCUGCACCAUGACUGGUUCUUCACUGACGGAGAGCUCGAUAACGAAGAGAAGGACAAGCGGAACAUGCAACCUGUUCCCAACAUCGACCAUCUGCUGUCCAACAUCGGCAGGCCGGGCAUGCCGGGGGAGGCCUCAGAUUCCACCACCAGCAAUUUUCUUAAAUCCAAGUUUUCAUCACUCUCCAAAAAGGACCUGAAUGCCAGGGACUUCCUACCCAAGUCCAUAAUCUCUGCUGUGACCCGCAAACGUAAGAAAAGCCUGAGCACCCACCUCCAGGACGACAGCGCCGACGAGGACUCCGAGCACGAGCCCGUCAAAACCAGCAACUACGGGGGAGGACAGGAGGAGGGGGGGGAGGAGGAAGUGGAGAGAAGGAAGGAAGAGGCGGCCAUGGGAGAACAUACCUUCCCUAAAAAGGAAAAAAGGGUUGAAGAGGAAACGGCGGUGAAAGCUAGAGAGACCUCUGAGGGAAACCAUUCUGUGGCUGUAGAAGGGUCUGAACAGGAAGUAGGGAGUGGAAGCAGGAAAAGCGGCAAAACAUUUGAAAAGGAGAGUAGGCGUAGAACCACCCCGCCUCGAAAUGUGCCGCAGCUUCGUCCAAACAGUUUCCACUGCCAACACUACCAGACCACCUACCCAAGACCCUCAGCAGAGUCUUCUUCUUCCAAUGUGAGGCCUCACAACCGGGCCAGAGGACUUCCCAUUGUCCCUUUCUGGAUCCGCCCCACCCGGCUUCCCAGCCUCUACCAGUCUUCAAGCUUUUAUGGGACCCAGCAGCCCGACUGGAACCAGUCCGCUCCGGUCCACUACAGAAAGACGAGAGGGGAGAGGACCAGAGCUGUGUCCAUGAAUUUGGACCUGGAGCUGGGCAGGGGGGAGGACAGGGUGAGAGGGUGGAGAGCAGAGAGGGUGGAGGUGAUCCGGGUCAUUGAGGGACCACCGGGUCAGGUUGCACGUGUUGGGGUUCCUCAGGGAUUAAUUGUAGGUCCUGGGUCAAUUCAGGAAAUAGAUCCUCCCCCUCACUCUUCCUCCCCCUCACCUGCUGCUCACCCUGUGGUCCUGAGGAGGUCGGGUUUGGCCCCCCGGGACAAGACGAGAGCGUGGCGGCGUCACACGGUGGUCGUUUAACCGUCUCAUCCACUAAUGGAUGCACCCCCCCCUUUACUCACAACACUGGAGCGCCUGUCACUGCCUCCACACACAGCAUGUUGCUUUAGGGGUCUCUGAUAUUAUGAGCAGCUGUAGAGUUUCAUUCCAAAAUGAUAUCACCGUCAUUUAAAACAUGUGAAACCCAUAGGAUUCACUAUUCAACUCAAAUCGAAGCUAUGCAUCUUUAACCCUUUACUUACAAAAUAACUGUAGAUUUUAUUAUCGUAUAUUGUUAUACAUUUCAAAAGAACAUUAGGGCUGAAAAAGGUAAGCUGAUCUAGGAAAACUACACAUCAAAAAAAUCUGAUCACAGUUCUCAGGGAAAAAGUCUGUGUGGUGGGAUCCACACCACUGUCGUAGAUAGUUGCGUUACAUUACAUUAGAUGUCAUUUAGCUGACACUACAACACACCAGACAUGCCACAGAGCAAUUGAAGGUUAAGCAUCUUGCCCAAUGUCCGCCUAUACUGGUGAGGGUUAUAUAUAAUACUGUAUCUGACAAGCUAACAUGCUAACAAAAAACAGCCAUGCUACCUUUUGUCAGUCACAAUAGAUAUCUUAGCUAGGUAACUUGCUAAUUUUCAGUUAGCUUGGUCGCUAACAGAACAAUAAGUUCACACAGUUGUUGAGAAGAGGUUGACUUAAAGUUGAAAAUGCGCCAGCUGAUAAUCUGCAGUAGCUUCUGCUCCUCAGCUGACUCAUCCUUAUGACCAUCGCCUGAAGAGUCACCAGUGAGUAUUCAAGGAUUUAACAAGUGACUCCACAACAAUUCCAUUGACAUGGCCAAAUAUUGCUGUUUUAAAUGCUGGUCCGACAGGGGCUUUACAACAAUAUAACUAGAUACACUUGUUUCCUAAACUGGUUUAAUUGAAUGAUUCUUGGGAAAAUGUGGCAAAAUAUCUCUUUAGAUGAAGUGAACGGAGUGAUGAGAGAUAUACAUAUCAAAAAGAAUAAUGCAGAAUAAUGCAGAGCAGAUGUAUCUGUCUUUUCAAAUGUAUGGCUAGAUAUAUUCCAGGGAAGUAAAACAUCUAAAAUUACAACAACAAAAAACAUACAUUGAACAUACACUGGUCACACAGUGAUUAAAGCAUCUCUCAAGAGAUUCUGAUUGGAACAAUCUCAAUCAUUUACAGUGCUGUUCCUAAUACAACCACUAGCUGGUGCCAAAGUAAGGAGUCCUAAAUCCUACACAUAGUGGCAUUAUUAUAUAUUUCUUAAACAUUUUUUUGGAAUGAAACCCUUAAGUUGUAAAUGUAAAAGAGGUUUGAAAUGAGAAAAAGCCAUAUGAGAUGAUUGAAAUUAAUCUCCUGGUGCCUCACCAGAAGACACUCGGCCACAGGUCUUAUGCAAAGUGCUGUACAUGCUGCUGUCUUCCUAUGAUGUCUUUGACAAUACCCACAUGGGCCAAAAUAACCUAUUCAACCAACCUGCCGCCCUGAGUGCAGCUCAGUGACUCAGAGGAAGCUUCAGUUUACUGCUCGGCCCUUUAAAGCUCUUCCAAAGCCUCCUGAGGUCCUGCAGGGACCCCCAGUCACCCCCCUGGAUGAUGGGACUUGGGCAUUAUGCCAAAACUUCCAUGGACUAAAACAUAUGUGCAUGAUAUUUCAGUGAGUGAAAGCCUGUCCUGCUGCCGUGUGUGUGUGCGUGUGCGUGCGUGUGUGUGUGUGUGUGUGUGGGUGUGUGUGGUCCAGAGGAAACUAACAGGAGCGUUUAAGGCAGCUAUGCAACGUCAUGCCAAAAUGAUUUAUCUUUUUUCUGUUUGUACAAUAUCAGCAGAAAUGGAGCCAAGAAGUGACCUGUGCCACAGUGAGGCUGAUUAUACAUUAUAUCAGUGUUACUGUCGCCGUGGCAGCAGUUGAAUAAGCUCCUUAAAUCCAAACACCACAGUCUUACCUGAGUGAUACUUCUUCCUUUCCACGUUUUCACUAUCUUUGCUCCCCAUUAACUGUGUGUCUUAAUCAUAUCUACAGUCUGUCCUCUGUGCCCCUGUGCAUGGACUUUAUGUACGUGGGUGACUGUGCGUGGACCAAUUUUGUAACAGUUGUACAAAGCCUUGUUAAGUUAACCUGUGUAUAUAAUUAUUAUGCAUAAUAUAUUAAAUUAUUUGUUUUGGAAAA